UUCAGGAGCAUUGCAGACUCUACCCAACCAGUUUGCACUCCUCAGUUCAGCAUCUUGGAAAGCUCUGCAGAGGCUCCAACACGCAGACUCCAAGAUGCAGGGACCUUGGCUGCUGCUGGCUCUGGCUUUGAUCUUCGCGCUAACUGGUAUCCCUGAAUCCUGCGCCUUGCCAGAGGAAACCCAGGAGGAAGCUGUCGUGACUUCUGACUUUCCUGGCCUGGAGAAAGUCCAGGUCCGGCCAGAACGUCGAUUCUUGGGGAAAGACCUCCAGAGGGUGCGAGGGGACCUUGGUGCUGCCUUAGAUUCCUGGAUCACAAAACGCCAGCAUCCAGGCAAAAGGGAGGAGGAGGAGGAGGAAGACGUUGAAGCUGGAGAGAGGGGGGACUUGGGAGAAGUGGGAGCCUGGAGACUCCACAAACGACAGCACCCCGGCCGACGUGCCAACCAGGACAAGUAUUCAUGGGCAGAUGAAGAGGACAGUGACUGGCUGCCGCCAUCCUGGUUACCAGAUUUCUUUCUGGAUUCCUGGUUCACAGAUGUCCCCCAAGUCAAGCGGCAGCACCCUGGCAGGCGAUCCUUCCCCUGGAUGGAGUCUGAUGUCGCUAAGAGGCAGCAUCCAGGCAGGAGGUUCAUAGAUCCUGAGCUCCAAAGAAGCUGGGGAAAAAAAGAGGGAGAGGAUGUCUUAAUGCCUGAGAAGCGCCAGCAUCCUGGCAAAAGGGCCUUGGGUCACCCUUGUGGGCCCCAGGGGAUUUGUGGCCAAACAGGCCUGCUCCAGCUUCUAGGUGACCUGAGCAGGAGCCAGGAGACCCUGGCAAAGCAAAGCCCACAACUGGAAGCCUGGGACAGGGAACCUCUGGAGGAGUAAGGCCAAAGUCAGGCUUUAGGUCUAGGAUGAUGUAAGCCCUGUGCUGUGUGCCCUAUCCCGUUCCAUUCCCUUCACCUGCUUUCCUCUCUUAGACGCUAAACCUGUACAUAGCAUCCAGUCAGGAAGUUAAAACCCUCCUUACACCUACAGCCCCACACAGUCUCACAACCCUUCCACACUGACCAAGAUGGUUCUUCCACACCUCCUAAGGGACCACCUCAGAAAGGGUAGGAUUGAAAAGUUUUGGUGUUAAAAUCCAACUUCUGUAAUCAUGCCCCAAUGUGGCAAGACUGACCUGGUAUCAUUUCAGUGCAUCCGCCAAGCUUGGGGGCCCUAAA
Mastomys coucha (southern multimammate mouse) is the source of this 1203-nucleotide messenger RNA. RefSeq names its product thyrotropin releasing hormone (gene Trh). Gene Ontology annotation, molecular function: thyrotropin-releasing hormone activity. NCBI's taxonomy places the organism in Eukaryota, Metazoa, Chordata, Mammalia, Rodentia, Muridae. Gene Ontology annotation, biological process: hormone-mediated signaling pathway. The transcript is spliced from 3 exons. The coding region runs from base 95 to 865 and encodes 256 amino acids. Gene Ontology annotation, cellular component: extracellular region. The record is from RefSeq and is a predicted model, not a curated record.